AUGGAAUCCGAGCAUCCUCGCCUCGACAAAGUGAGUGCUGGCCACCUGGUCUUCACAGCGAUAUCCCGUUGACCCUGCUCAAACUUCAGACGCGACAUGUAAAAUAUUGGACAAGAUGCUUGAAGACUUUGCUGCCCCACCACUACACUGGCAACGAGAGUAAUCGAAUGUAUCUUGCCUUCUUUAUUAUCUCAGCUCUCGACAUCUUGGAUGCCUGGGAUACCGUAGCCAAAGAAUCAGAGAGACAGGAUUACCGGAACUGGAUCUAUCACUGUCAGCACCCAGGAGGUGGUUUCCGAAUGUGGCCUGGAACUGAUUUCGGCGAUCUCGCCAACGACGAGAACGCCAAAUGGGACCCUGCCAACGUACCAGCGACUUACUUUGCACUAUCUGCGUUGACGAUUCUAGGCGAUGACUUGCAACGUGUCAAGCGCCGAGAAACUCUGGACUGGCUGCGGGAUAUGCAACGUCCAGACGGAUCCUUUGGUGAAACUCUGGUCGACGGACAUAUCGAAGGCGGCAGAGACCCACGAUUCGGCUAUUGUGCUACUGGAGCACGGUACAUACUACGCGGGCUACAAGAAGGCCCAAUCUCAAUUGACGGAGCGCUAGUAGAGGACAUUAACGUGGAUGCUCUAAUGCGUUGCAUUCAAGCAUCAGAAGUGAGUGAGCCUUACGUCUACAAUGCUCACUAGACUGACUAUCUUCGCAGACAUACGACGGCGGUAUUGCGGAUGAAUCCUUUCAUGAACCACAUGCGGGCUACACAUUCUGUUCUCUGGGCUGCGCCAGUUUCGUAGACCGUGUAAAGAUGCUGGGAUUACCGAAUCAGUGUUCUUCAAGGGUGCCAUCCGAUCCUGAGCUGACUAUGCGCUGGCUGGUAUCACGACAAACGGAUUGGUUGGAUCCAGAUGCCGAGUUAGAUGGUUACCAAAGUGGAGAUGCGGGUGAUGAUUUGCAGACUCUGAAAGCCGACGACGAAGACUCUCGAAAGGUCUCGACAACACAAUUGCACCAAAGCCCCGACAAGACGACUUUACUCGGUCCUCUUACCUUAGACCCACCAGAGGCAGGCAUGAAUGGUCGCCCAAACAAAACGGCAGAUACCUGCUACGCGUGGUGGGUAGGCGCGUCCCUGGCAAUGCUUGGUCAACCAGAUCUGUUCUGUAAAGCUAGGCUCAGGAGGUACUUGCUUGUAAGUACCCAGCAUGCUGCGCUUGGGGGCUUUGGCAAGUUUCCUGGAGAUCUACCGGACCUCUACCACAGUUACCUUGGCCUUGCAAGCCUCGGAUUGAUUGCACAUGAUGAUGUCAAAGAAGUUGAUGCCACGAUGUGUAUGAGCAAAGAAGCAAGUGGCAGACUAUCAGCGAUAUGGAAGAGGUGGAAUAAGCCAUGCUGA
Lecanosticta acicola is the source of this 1399-nucleotide messenger RNA. The record is from the annotation of a GenBank genome assembly. NCBI's taxonomy places the organism in Eukaryota, Fungi, Ascomycota, Dothideomycetes, Mycosphaerellales, Mycosphaerellaceae.